AUGACAGUCCAGGACUUCGAGGUGAAACCCAACCAGGUCUCUAUCUCCCCCCUCCUCCAGCGACUUGCAUACCCCGCGGAGAGUCUUCCCGUGGAUGCCGCCGACAUCGCCGCUGCGUUUGCGUUGAUUUUCGAGGAUCGCCUAUCGCCCGUCCAAACCGCCGCUCUCUUGACUCUGUUGCAUUCCACCGCGAGAGACAAAGAUCCCCAGGUUAUUGCCCAAUGCUCUCAGCGUAUGCGUGAUGCAGCUCUCAAACCCGACCUUCGUGUCUUGAAAAAGACCCUUCAAGCCCGGGCAAAGAAGGAGGGGAAGUACAAUGGUGGCCUUUGUGACAUCGUUGGAACAGGAGGGGACUCGCACUCGACCUUCAAUAUCUCGACGACUUCAUCAAUCAUCGCCUCGCCGCUCCUCAUGAUGGCCAAGCAUGGUAACCGGGCGCAAACAUCCAUGUCUGGCUCUGCCGACGUACUCAACGCCAUUGCUCCCAUUCCUCCGAACCUUGACGCCAUCUCCGCCGACAACCUGACAGAGGUAUACGGAGCCACGAAUUAUGCAUUCUUGUUUGCCCCCAACUUCCACCCUGGAAUGGCAUACGCCAGCCCCGUCCGUCGUGCACUCGGCUUACGGACCAUCUUCAACCUGAUGGGACCGCUUGCGAACCCCAUCGAUGCUGCGCUGGAGGCCCGCGUGGUCGGAGUUGCUUACCAGAGCCUCGGCCCUGUCUUCGCUGAAGCAUUGAAGCAGAACGGGUGCAAGAAGGCGCUCAUUGUCUGCGGCGCAGAGGACCUGGAUGAGAUCAGCUGUGCGGGACCGACCAACUGCUGGAGGCUGUCGGAGUUCCCUAACCCGGGAUAUACGGGCUCGAAAGGGGAAGGUGACGAUACCAGCGACGAGGAGGGCCCAUCCCGGACUGUUGCCAGAUUAGAAGCCUUCCAACUCGUGCCUGCCGACUUUGGGCUUCAGUCACAUCCACUGUCUGCUGUCCACGGCCGAAAGAUGCCGAAUGAAAACGCCGAAAAGCUCAUGAGUAUCUUGCGCAACGAAUUGCCGCGCGACGAUCCCAUCCUGACCUUUGUCCUUAUGAACGUAGCGGCACUCCUGGUCAUUUCCGGGGUUUGUGAAUCCGAUACCAGCAAUAUGGGCCCUGGAGAUGACGGAAAGGUCAUCACUGAGCGUGGCCCCGGCGGUGGUCGCUGGAAGGAGGGUGUCCGACGGGCACGGUGGUGCAUUGAGAGCGGUGCAUCGCUGGGUUGUCUAGAAAAGUUUAUUGAAGUGAGCAAUAAGCUUCAAUAG
This is a messenger RNA of Aspergillus terreus NIH2624, 1293 nucleotides long. RefSeq names its product anthranilate phosphoribosyltransferase. The record is from RefSeq and is a predicted model, not a curated record. The coding region runs from base 1 to 1293 and encodes 430 amino acids. The transcript is spliced from 2 exons. Gene Ontology annotation, cellular component: cytosol. NCBI's taxonomy places the organism in Eukaryota, Fungi, Ascomycota, Eurotiomycetes, Eurotiales, Aspergillaceae. Gene Ontology annotation, biological process: L-tryptophan biosynthetic process. Gene Ontology annotation, molecular function: anthranilate phosphoribosyltransferase activity.